UAAGAUGACGUUUCCUUCGGAGUCACAUGACCCUUUACAGUAAGUCCAACAUGGCAGACGGAGUGGAUCUUACGCGGUAACUAAAGCAACAUUUCAACCGAAACAGACAAAUUCAACACUACUCUGCAACAAGACAUCCACAAUGCGGGAGAGACAGAAGAAAAAGAAGGGGAGGACGUGGGCGGAAGCCGCUAAAACGGUUUUGGAGAAAUACCCUAACACGCCUAUGAGCCAUAAAGAGAUCUUGCAAGUGAUCCAAAGAGAAAGGCUUAAAGAAAUAAGUGGAACCUCGCCGCUGGCAUGUCUGAAUGCAAUGCUGCACACAAACUCUCGUGGUGAGGAGGGGAUCUUCUACAAAGUUCCAGGCAGAAUGGGAGUCUACACAUUAAAGAAGGACAUCUCAGAUGUGGCGAAGGAGCUGUCUGAGGAGGGCUCUGAGGAGAGCAGCGACAACCUCUCUGACUCCCGAAGCACAGAAAACAACAGCAGUGCCAUCACACAAGAGGGCAGGAGAGGAAGGUGGAUGCGGAGAGUUCCCUCCAAGCUGCAGUCGCAGCCGUCGUCUCCGCAGCCUCGAUGUUCGUCGCCUUCUGUCCCCACCAGCAAGCUCAUCUCUCCCUCGCAGAAACACAGCAAGAAAGCUCUGAAACAGGCCUUGAAGCAGCAGCAGCAGAGAAACCAGCGCAGACAGGGGGGGAUGCCAACCACCUCCAGUCCCAGACUGCUUCUGAAAACCAUCAAAGAUAUGGCUGACAACAUUACUACAAAGACUGAUUUAUGCCACCCAGUCGUACCCAGGAAGGUUUCCCAGAGGGCUGGUCGCCUUAGUGCAGGGCAGAUCAAACGUACUAAAUGUAAAAUAGAUGUGGAGACUCCAGACUCUAUUUUGGUUAACACCAACCUGCGGGCGAUCAUCAACAAGCACACCUUCUCUGUCCUGCCCCCCGACUGCCAACAGAGGCUGCUCAAACUUCUACCUGAAGUUGACCGGCAGGCUUGCAUGGACGGCCUUCUCAAGGUCACUAGUUCUGCCUUAAACAAUGAGUUCUUUACAUCAGCAGCACAGUCUUGGAAAGAGAGACUGGCUGAGGGGGAGUUUACUCCUGAAUUGCAGCUACGAAUGCGUCAAGAAGUUGAGAAGGAAAAGAAAGUUGAGCACUGGAAGGAGGCCUUCUUUGAAAACUAUUAUGGUGAAAAUUCUGGGCUCAGCUACGAGGAAUCCAAAGAGCUGACAAAGGCUGAUCUGAAUCAGGAGUCUGUCAGGCCCCAGUCUCCCCCUCAUCAGACAGGACCUGCCGCUCAAGCACCAGAGGAAACCAAGGGCACACAGGACAGCAGCCAGACUGAUGCUGCUGCGAAAGACGUGAAGCCAACACAGACAUCAUCGCAGGAGCCUUUGAGGGCACCGCCUGCUCAAAAAGAGCCAGUCUCCACCACAGAGCCCAUGAAGACACGGCGCUCGCAGCACACUGAGGAUCGUAGGUUGAGCACAACGUCUCAGACUGAGCCAACACCUGCAGUGAGAACACCAGAGGUGGAGAGACGGAAUGAACGGGGUGCAGCAGGUCCACUAACUGAUAAGGAGCAUAAAGAGGAAGUGAAGGAGGAGAAAACUGAACUCCCCCUGUCGCCUGUGAAGAAGAGCCCUCCACCAAAGGCUGGUUCAGAGUUAAAAGAGGAUCAAUCGACAUCUGUGGUUAAGCCUGCUGAGGAGAGUGAAGAGGUCACCUCUGAGCCCGGGGGCCCCUCAGAGCCUCUAAAAAGAAAAUCCCUCAGUGAGAUGGAGGGUGAACUGACACCAGAGAAAAGGCCCCGUAUGUCCUCAGUUUCCUCAGUAUCUUCAGUCUCCUCCGUAUCUCCCCCAGCAUCAUCCAUAUCCAGCCCUGCUACGCCAACGUCAACAACAAAUCAGAGGGUUCCACCACUGAAGAUCCCAGUGUCACGAAUUCUUCCCGUUCCUGUGUCACCCAGCCAAGUCUCACCCAGGACUCCCCUCCCUGCCCCGCUGAGCAGCCCAGGCCGCACUGGUGCUCGCACAUUGGCUGACAUCAAAGCUAAAGCUCAGCUCGCCCGAGCACAGAGAGCAGCGGCUGCUGCAGUAUCAUCUGCAUCUAAGGGAGCAGUGCCAGGCCCGGGCCCAGGAGGAGGCAGCGGUGAGCAGACACAGCCAUCGCCAAGCCCCAGCCCAACAUCCCCACAGGCAUCAACCAGGUUACCAGCCACCAGCAACAGCAGCAGCAGUCAGAGCAGUACACCUCCUUCUCACCCACAGGACCCCUUUGGUCAGCUUAGCCCAAACGGGUCGCAGAUGUCUUAUUCCAGCAAACCCAAACCUGAUGACAUACAGAAAGGUCAUUCUGCUGUAACUUUCAGUGCAGGGCAUCGUAGCAUCCUCAAGAGUUCAAACUCAUCAGCACAAUCUUUAUCUGUGCACGCUCUGAAGGGACAGGAAAACUCAUCUCCUAUUGGAUCAUCAACCAGGACCAGCUCCUGCAUCCCUGCAAACAACCCGCUGGUCACUCAGCUUCUGCAGGGCAAAGAGGUUCCACUGGAGCAAAUCCUCCCAAAACCGCUGUCCAAGGUGGAAGUAAAGAUGUCAACCUUACCCUCUGGUAGUAAGGGAAAGACGUCACACUCCGCUGAGCACAGGGCUGAUAAGCAGAUGUCCCACCAGUUCAAUACAACAGGACGGGCUGGAGUUUUCUCAGAAUACUCUAGACAUCACAGGGAACUUCCUGACAAGGAGACUCAGGAACAGAUCGUACAGGCUCUGAUGCAGAGGAAAGUCCAGCAUAGCCAGCCCUAUGGAGGUCUGGGGCCUCAGCACCCACAGUUCAAAGCCCAUCAACUGGUGCAUGCAGAAGAGCAUCAGGACCAAUCCAGGAUCUGUGUAGGCUUUUUGGGUCGUAAGAGGAUGCCCAGACCUGCCAUGACAGGACAUUACCUGCUCAAUGUGUCCACAUAUGGCCGAGGACCAGAGAGUAAAAGACUGCACCAGUCUGCCAUCCCAAACACGUCUUUGUUUGGUUUAAAAAGGGAAAGCACAGAAGGAGAGGAGGCGGCUAAGGAAGAGGAACCAGCCAAGAAAGUUUUCUUUCCCAUUUCUGGGGUUAAAACAGAGCAGCAGGGAUGCUCAUUGACCAAGUCUGAUGAAGCAGCGAGCUUUCAGCAUUGCUCCAACGUAAAGACUGAGCCUGGAUCAGAGGACAGUGCCGCUGGUGCCGAUAACAACAGCGCCAGGGCGACAGCCAAAGACACCAGCCCUUUUUCUCAGUCACACCGAAGGCACCUCGAACUCUGCAAUAGUAAUCAAGGAAACUCCGAGCCAUAUCUUACCCAAGUGGACCCCAGUCACCAGCGGCCGUCUGCCUUUCAAACCCAGAGAACGCUCGAUAAUCAGGAACCUGUGGUAGCGUCGUGCUUCGGUGGCACUAUCAGCAUGUCCGUACCUCACACUUUGAACCAUAGCACUGCAGGCACCAGCUCUUCCACGUCCUCAUCGGAGACCGACGGCAGCGGCGUUCACGGGAGCGUCAUGUCCUUCUCGGUGACCGUCACCACCAUACCUGCCGGUCACUCGUUAGACCACGGCAACCAGGGCGAGCCCUCACCUGAACAGUCGUUCAUCGAGGGCUCCAACAUGGAGGAUGUCCAGUCUAAAUGCUACUGCCGACUGAAGGCGAUGAUCAUGUGCAAAGGGUGCGGAGCCUUUUGCCAUGACGACUGCAUCGGCCCCUCGAAACUAUGUGUCUCGUGUUUAGUGGUACGAUGAUAUGAAAUUAAGAACAAGAAGACAUCACGGUUUGAUUUACUGAAUCAAGGCACAAAGCAGAAGCAGGUCAGUCAGCACCAGUGUGGAGCGGGGUGAAGCAUAUUAGCCAUGCUCCAGACACAACAGCCAGCAUUUAUGUGGUCGCUGUUAGAAAGGCAAGGAUUAACACUGGAUGGUCUUUUGUUUCAUCAACAUCUAAAAUAAGUUGUUUUGUGCAAUUGUUUUGGUAGAAAUGUCGAUCAGUUUUCAAUCAGAUCAGUAGUCUGUCAGAUGUGUGACAAAUAUAACAUCUGAUAAUGUUUGCACUCGGCUAGGAUUAGCGUUAUAUAUUUUUUUAAAUAUAUAUGUGUGUGUGUGUGUGAGAGAGAGUGUGUGUGUGUAUGUGUGUAGUUUUUAAAAAAGGAGGGAAAAUGAAUGUUGCUAUUUUUGUAGAACAUAAUGACUGUUGUUGUGUUUUAGACUGACACUUUUUAUUAUUGGGCCUAAUCAGUCGUGGUUUAAAGGCAAAAAAAAAAAAGGGCGCUAAUGAUAAUCAUUGGUUGUAGAGUACCUCCUAUUUGGCAUUUAUGCACGCUUGGCAGGGAAGUGCAACUUACAGUAACUAUUUUAUAUAAAAACUGUACAUUUAUAACUGAACACACUCAGAUUUAAGAACUAGAAAGAACAUGUAUAGUUUUAGAAAGAGAAUUUAAAAGGAAUUUUGAAUGAUACUUUAUAAAAAAAAAUCAACUUGUGAGGAAUGCACAUCACAUCAUGCUUUUGACUAACAGUUACAGGGCAAAGCACUUGAAAACCACCUGGAGAUAUAAUAGUAACUGUGUACAGCACUUAAAUCCAAACACAGGGAAAAGAAGAAUCAUUUAUAUAUAAAAAUACCUUUAUGUUCCUUUUGGCAAAUUGAGAUCUUCUCCAUUCCAGGUUAAGGUCUUAAGUCACUUCCUACUGUGUGAACCUGCAUUUUUCUCCCCCAAAAGCUGGUUUGUUGUAGAUAUUGUCUCCCUCGAAGUGGGUUUUCUUGUGCUUGUAUAUCUGUAUAGAUAGAUCAGCAGUGGCACAGUAAAAAAAAAAGAAAUCAAAAACACUCAAGGCAGUGUUUUUUCACUGUAAAUAUUUGCUCAUUAUAAGAUAUAUGCCUAGAUGUAGAAAUUUAUUUUAUUUUAUUCGUGCAGCACACGUUGCUUGAGCAUAUCCAGCUGUUUAUAAUAAAAUGAUUUUUACUGUGGAAAGAAAAUAGAGAAGAACAGUAAAUUAUGCGAAAACGCUAAAUGCUUAAUCAUGUAAUGAUUCAGCAUAGCAUGCUUCAGUUUGACAAAAUGAUUUGGAGGUACAAUAUGACACCGAUUAACAGGCAGGUGUAACACUUCACUUUUAAAUGGCCUUUUUGCAGCAUAGUGAGUGAAUUCUCCUCUAUAUCAAUGUGGUAUGAAGUAUUGUAAGCACAAAAUAACACUGUAUAAUGUUUGUGUAAUGUGCGUAUGUGAUGCACAAGCUUUGUUGUUACAACCUUGUAAGUGCUUUAUGAUGACGUUAACACAACAUUAAUGCUUACUUUACCACAUAUUUACAUGCAAAAGGGCCGAUGUGGAGCUUUACAUCAGCAGGUUUUUUGUUUUUUUUCUGGUGCUCAUGCUGAUUUGCAAGUAAAGACGCAUCAUUUAUAUUUUGAAAAUCUCCUGGAGGUGCAAAGUAGGCCUGUUUUAUAGCAAUUAUUUCCAAGGUAAUAAGCCAAAGUCACCUUAAGAAAACAAAAUAAUCAGAACUUGUUUUUAAAUGUCUGACUAGUUAAUCAAAGUAAUAUAUUUUAAUUAAUAUAUUUUAAUAUAAAAAAAUCUAUUUGCUAAUUGUUUUUGACAAAUCAACAGGGUAUUUACUAUAAUAAUAUAUUGGCUGUCCGUUUUUCCUAUAAUUUUGCUCAGACUGGACAGACACCAUACAGAGAAUAACUUGACUUUUGUAAUUCAAAUUGCCCAGGUAUCUGAUGCUCUGUAUGGCCCAAGUUUUUCAAAGGAUCCGUUCGUUUGUAUUUUUCCAUAGAGAUGUUGUCUAAUGUGUGUAUCCUUUUAGCUGUCUUCAAUUUGUGUCAUUAUAAAAAUGAAAACAGGAAAAUGUUUUCAAAGCACCAUUUUUAGGUCAGUGGAUUAAUCCCAAGUCAAUUUUUAAAUGUAUUUGCUAUUAAAAGGGGGGAGGUUGUGUCUUGUGGAAAAUUGGUUUUAAGAUUGUAGGGCUAGAAUCUGGAGAGAUUUCCAGCGUAGUCGUUUCACUAUAACUGGUUUACCAGUGUUUAACACAAAUCUGAUUUACCACCCUUGCAAAAAUAUUUAGGUCUUAUCUUGGUUGAAUGUGAUGUUAGAAUGCUGUAUUUACUCACAUAGAGUUGGGGACUGGACUGCACUGCAGAAAACAUUCAAUCACAACCUGAAAGGCAGCUGAAAUCUUUGUUAAUGAGGACUGAAACAUGAGUCAGGCAGCAGUCCCCUCUGUCACUGAAGUUACCUGUUGUGUGCAUGUGUGUGUGUGUGUGUAUGUGUGUGUGUGUGCGUGUGCACUUAGAGGAACAGUUCAUAUACGUAGAAUUGGCGAUGGGGGAAAACUGUCACGGGCAAAAUCACCACCAUUUUUAAAAUGUCACGUUUGUCACUAGGUGAAUUUGUUUAAUAUGUCUCCGGGUGAAUGUAAUAUAGUAAUCAGCACUUGUAAACAAAGUGUAUUUUAUCAAAAGUUAUAGACUAUUAUGAAUAAAUAAUGAAAAGAAAAGCA
Lates calcarifer (barramundi perch) is the source of this 6529-nucleotide messenger RNA. RefSeq names its product ASXL transcriptional regulator 2 (gene asxl2). The record is from RefSeq and is a predicted model, not a curated record. Gene Ontology annotation, biological process: animal organ morphogenesis; positive regulation of transcription by RNA polymerase II. Lineage: Eukaryota; Metazoa; Chordata; Actinopteri; Centropomidae. Gene Ontology annotation, cellular component: PR-DUB complex. Gene Ontology annotation, molecular function: DNA binding; peroxisome proliferator activated receptor binding; chromatin binding.